Mustela erminea (ermine) is the source of this 811-nucleotide messenger RNA. RefSeq names its product transmembrane protein 126A (gene TMEM126A). Gene Ontology annotation, cellular component: mitochondrion. The record is from RefSeq and is a predicted model, not a curated record. Lineage: Eukaryota; Metazoa; Chordata; Mammalia; Carnivora; Mustelidae. The transcript has 5 exons. Gene Ontology annotation, biological process: mitochondrial respiratory chain complex I assembly. Bases 170 to 763 code for a protein of 197 amino acids.
GCGCCUGCCUGGCUCGAGUCACGUGCCAGCCAAAGAUGGCUGCGUUCAGGGUAGGAGAGCAAAAGUUGGAGUGAGCUCCCAGCGUGGCCUGCAGAGGACCGGUGCAGGCACCGAAUGCUGUGAGGAGAGCAUAAGAUAUAUAUUAUUGAAAAAUAUUUUAAGGCUCAAGAUGGAAAAUCAUGAACCACAUGAUACUGUCAAGGAAAACUUAAUCUUCAAUAUCAUAACCAGAAAAAUUAACCAACUCCCAGAAGCAGAAAGGAAUCUGCUCGAACAUGGCUCAGCAUAUGUUGGACUUAACGCUGGUCUCUGUGGUCUAAUAGCAAAUAGUCUUUUUCGACGCGUCUUAAAUGUGACCCAGGCUCGUAUAGCUGCUGGCUUACCAAUGUCAGUGAUCCCAUUUUUGACUGCAGACUUAUCUUACAGAGGUUUUGUAAGUUUACCUUUGAUUACAGGUGAUUUGAAUUGUGAAACCUGUACCAUAACACGGGGUGGACUGGUUGGUCUUGUUCUGGGUGGUCUGUACCCUAUUAUCUUGGCUAUACCUGUGAAUGGUGGCUUAGCAGCCAGGUAUGAGUCAGCCCCGCUACCAGAGAAAGGAAACAUCUUAACUUACUGGACUAGAGUUUCUAAGCCUAUCUUUAGAAAGAUGUUAUUUCCCAUUUUGCUCCAGACUAUGUUCGCAGGAUACCUAGGAUCUCAACAAUAUAAACUAUUUAUAAAGGCCCUUCAGUUACCUGAACCUGGCCUAGAAAUUCAGUGACUGUUAAAACAAAUGUGUACACAAAAAUAAAAUUAUAAUGUUUGAAUA